Molecule: messenger RNA, 1106 nt
Organism: Lycium barbarum (goji berry)
Lineage: Eukaryota; Viridiplantae; Streptophyta; Magnoliopsida; Solanales; Solanaceae
Exons: 6
Coding region: 223-744 (173 amino acids)
Source: RefSeq, a predicted model, not a curated record
CUUUCUCACAAAAUCCAUCUCUACCAACAAAUUUAUAUCAUCCAAAAAUUUCUAUCAGCAAAUCUCUGUCAUCAAAAAUCAACAAGCAGCUCUAUCAACAAACUUUAUCAGCCUGUUCAUGUUCUCUUCACUUUCAAAUUAGGAGUGAAUGAUUAUCAGGGACAAAUAUUCUAUAUCGACGGUCAACUUUCCUUGAUAAAUAAAGACCAACAUUUCUGCUCCAUGGCGUGCUCGGAUUGUAAAAUGCCAUUUUUAAGAACUGCUUCACCAAGGCCAAUCUACUGUAUCCAAUGCGAAAGAUCCACUCAACUUAUUCCCAGAAUCCAAUUUGAAGUUAAGGUCACGGAUCACACUGGUAGCACAGUAGCCUCCAUCUCGGAUCAAUCAGCAACAAAGAUGUUGAACCUCACUGUACAAGAGAUUUAUGACAUCUGCCAUGCACAGAGAAAAACACUACUUCUUGACAAUGCGCAUAAACAAUUAGGAUCAAAGACUUUCAGAAUCCAAAUGAAAAGAUUAUUUUCCAAAAAUCAAGACAGGCUAGCUAUCACAAAUUAUGAGGAAAAAGAGCCUACCAACCAACCAUUACCAACUGCACCAAUGACCAACACUGCUGAAGCAAGCAAGCGCAAGGCUAUGGACAUUGGCUUUGACCGAACACAUCAGCAGAACCUGCCCACCAAAGACAGACCUUCCAGCGCUAGACAGAAGACAGAAAGCAAGACUUCUCUCAAAAGGGAGUGAAAGCUACUGGAAAUGUUUUGCCAACAAAUUUUUGGAGCACAUCUUUUUGCCAAUGCACUGUCAAACUACUAUCUGUUUGCCGUAAGACUGCCUUUUUGAAAAGCUACAUCAACCAUAUGUGACGCCCCAUACUUUAAAAAGGUAUUUUGUCAACCAUGGCGUCCACAACUACAACAUGCAUGAUUGCUACUAAAAAAUACUUUUUCUGUAAAUAUGUGCUAUAAAUGAUGUACAUAUGACAGUGCAACUUAUUGUAGUUGUCUUAUACUAUCUUACCGUAUUACUUACGAUAAUCUUCUUACUGUUGGAUGUUUUAAAUCAUCACUCUUAAUUAAUGUCAAAAUUUCCAUGUUUCUUAAAUA